GAUCAUUUAAAUUGUAAAUUAAUUGUUUCACUUCAAUUGUUUCAUUAAUUUUAUGAUGAAUUCAGUUUCGCAAAAAGAAACCAAUUGAUCAACUCAUUGAUUAAAGGUGAUGAAAUAAUUAAUUAUAACUAAGAUUAAGUUAUUGACACACAAUAGAUUUCAUCUUUAAUCAUAAUUCAUUUUUAAUUGUUAGUAUAAAUUCAACUCCAAUUGAUUUACUUUUAAUUAUUUCGUCAAUAAUUUUUUUCCGGGUUUUCUUUAAACUUGAUAAUCACUAAUUUUAAUUGCUCAAUUUUAAAUAAUCAAUACACAAUUAACUCUAAUAACAUUGUUUCCAAUUUCCAAUGUAAAUGAUUAAGUUAAAAUCAUCAAAGUUAAUUACCUAAUUAACUUUGUCUAAUCAUAAAAUGUCUUGAUCACCUUUUGGCAUGAAAUGAAAUUGGAGCAACCUUGACAAUUAAAGUUAAUCAUUUAAAUGAUAUAAAAGAAAGAGAGAGAAAUCAAAUUAGGUAAGGAAUCAAAAUCAAAUGUUGACAAUUUAAUUAGCUAAUUAACCAAAUAUUAGCUAAAUCAUUGUGAAAAUAACUCGAUUUGUUUAUGAAGCUUGAUUGUGAUUUAAAUUGCUGACGAUUGUAAUCAAGUCAAAAUUAAGAUUUAACAAUUAGCCUGAAAUUUAUUCUUUUCAUAAAAUAACAAUUAACUUUUUCCUCUUCUUUCCGAUCGUACAAAAAUUUGGACAUUUCGUCCUUUACGAACCACAAUGAUAACUUUCCUAAUCCAUAAAGAAUCAAACUCUUUCCCAGUUGAUUCCCAUUAACAGUAUUUAAUUCACUAUCAAAUGAAUCUAAUUGAUGACUAAUUACCUAAAAAUCAAUCAGAAAUCAAAGAAAUGAUCAACUAAUUGUUUUUCGUCUCCCAUGGUAACCCAAAUGUUACCGGUUCGAUGUUCGUCAGCAAAUUUCUCAUCUUUUAGUCUGAAUUCUCGUUUAACUGUCCACAAUUAACACCCUUUAAUUGUUGAUCAACUUUCGUAAGUUUUAACUAAAUGAUUACUACAAUGUAUCAAUGGUUAACAGUUUGUGUUAAUUGGAUGUAAUUAACUGUGAACGAAGUGUUGAAAAUCAUUUCUUUUCCAAAUCUCAUUCGCUUGAUCAUUAAACUUACGAAUGAUUCAAUAGCUUCUAAUUCAACUAUCUAUGGGUCCAUGAAGCCAAUUUACCGGUCAGUAUGGUCAUCAUUGAGCUCAUUCUGGUUACAAUUAACUUUCAAUUAGUCUCUCGAUGUCCAUUCAAUAUUUUCAUCCGUAAUUUAAAUAUACUGAAGAUGAAUACACAUAUGAAGAUACUGAAUAUACCAAAGAUUUUGUUUUUCUCAUUGUAACCUAAUCAAUUAAUAGUGAAUGUAAACAAUGGUUAAUAAUUAAUGAAUGUCAGGUAAUAAAUAGAAAACUCAAUUAAUAGAAGCAAAGAUUUCAAUCUAUUCAUUGUGAUGGAACAACAAACAUGAGAGAGAAAGAGACUGGGACAUUGGAAUCGAUUAGAAAAGAAAAUUUUUUCUUUGUUUUCUCCAAAAUUCUAACCGGUAACUAUGGUAAUCGACAUUGGAAUCAAUUGUUUUCCAUGACCUAAAGGAGAGAGAGAGAGAGAGGAAAUUGUGACCUUUAGGUACAUCGGUGAAAUUGCAAAGUGUUCAAUUUGUUACUCGAUCUACAAUCAAAAUGGACCUUAAACUGAAUCGAGUUGAUUAUCUACAAGUUGGUUUAACCUCACCCAAUACAUUGAAAGUGUUAAAUUCUGGUUCAUCCGAUAAUCAUAUGACCAUUGUCGCAGUUGUUGGUGACCAUUCAGGGUCACUUUGUUGUUUUUCACUUCGACACGACUCAACGACCGUGUCAACCAUUUUCAAAACUCUUCCAGGUCCAAAUGCUAAGAUAACCAGUGUCCAAGUUGUUCGUGGCCUGUCAACCUCAUCUUCGCCCAAAAUUCUGGUCUCUUUUGGUUCAUCAGUGAUUCGUGGUUACACCGCAAAGGGAAAACAAUUUUUCGGCCUCGAAUUGAAUAACCUAACGGAGCCCAUCAAACACUUACAAAUUAAAUGGCCUGCGGACGUUUUUAUUUGCGGUCAUUUCAUUUAUAAUCAUUAUGUUCUCACCUCUGAUUCGGGUGAAAAUGAUUCAAGUAAAUCGUCAAUUAUUCAAUCGAAAAAUUUUUACGUCUCUCCAGGUAAAAUCACUGGUCUCAUUUUGAUAGAAAACAAUUUAACUAAGAAAACAGUGCCAAUUAUUUCAUGUGAAGAUCGAUUGAUACGAAUUCUCAAAGAUUCUGUGUGCCAAUAUGAAAUCGAAACCUGUGGUAUUCCAAAUGUACUUUUCCCGUUGAAUAAACUUAAUCGUGCAUCGGAAAGUUUUUUCACUUAUGGUACUUUGGACGGGAAAGUGGCCCUGAUUUCACUUGAUUUCAGUAAAAAUCCAUUACAAGCGAUCCAUAAAUGGGAGAUACCUGAAAAAGGAGCCAAAGCUCAGGUCAAUUGUAUCGCCAUGAUAGAAUCAACUGGAGAAUUAUAUAUUGGAAGGUCAGACGGAUCGAUCGAAGUUUGGAUUUUCGUGGAAACAUUAGAAGCCGAUGGAUCUCAAUCGAUUAAUGUUGAUCUUAGUCCCAUUUUUAGGACUGAAUUCAAUUGCGGUGAAAGUUUAACCUCAAUUUGUAUUUGUCGUGAUGGGACUUUACUCCUUUGUUGUACAUUCACUGGAUUUAUAUUUGGAUUAACACGCAAUCAACUAGUCAAUUUAACUAAUGAUCAAGCAUCUUUGAUGAUGUCUCGUGAUUCUGAGGCUCGAAUCGAAACACUUAAGAAUGAGAUAACUGAUCUGGAGAAGAAAAUUACUCGAGAACGAGAAUAUUAUCAAGAUUUAACUUCCGGAUUCCCUGUGAAAGGUUUGCGAUCUUCUCAGGGCUACUCAGCACUUCCAUACUUUGCAAUCAACGAUUCGAUGAUUCUUCAAGAAGAUGCUUCCUAUUUAUUAACAUUGGAAUCUGAAGUUGCUGUUGAUUCUGUAAUUGUUCAGAGUGAUAUACCAAUCGAUUUAAUUGAUUGUGAACGUAACUCAGCGGUCGUAACAUUCAACGACAAUUGGUCAUCACAAAUAUUAGCGACUUUUAGAUGUCAAGCCAAUACAACAAGGAUAGAAAUUAAAAUACGUUCAAUUGAAGGUCAAUAUGGGACAAUACGGGUUUACAUCAUGACGAGAAUGAGUCCAAAAAGUUGUCAAGUUAAACAUUACACAAUUAAAGCUUUAUCGUUACAUAAACGGAGUCACAACAAUUUAAGUUCAACAAUUGAUUCAACUCAAGUUAAUUUACUUCACAUAUUUGGUUCCUUUGGGUUAAACGAAUCACUUAAUUGGUUACAAUUAUGUUUACCUGAGAUUCCUGAUCGUGUUAACAAUUCGUCUUCGUUAACAAUCAAGUAUACAUUUGUUUCCACUCUUAUGGAUACUUUUUUAAUUGUUGAUUGUUCCAAAGGAUCAUUAACUUUCCAAUCGGAUAAUAUAUCAACUAUUUCCAUAUUGAAAGAUUUUCUUACAAGAGAAGCGACCAAAAAGUCAAUACCAAUUGAAAUGAAUUUAAAGGUUAAUGGUUCAAGUCUUGGUUCGACAAUUAGUAAAUUGUUCCCUAAAUUGAGACAAUUGUUGGGCGAGAAGAGGAAAAAUUUACUCCUCGAGGCGAUUAAAGAUUUACGUAUCAAUGAUCCCGAAAUUGCGAGCUCAAUGUUAACCGAACUUGAUUCUCAAUCACCAACAAUUAAGAUACAAUUUAAUCUUGAUCGUCUUUAUGGUUUAAUUACUGAUCUUUACCUUGAUUAUAUUAAAUUGGAAGGGACUAGUUCCAGUGUUAAUGUAAACAAUAUGAAGACCAAAUUAAAUGAUUUGGUUAGUUUAAUUGAAGAAUCAGGUUCAGAUGAAUCACAAUUAGAAACUUUAAUUGAUAAAUUAAAUCACUUCUGGGGUCUUAGAACUUUAAAUUAGUUUAAAUUGCAAACAAUAAUUCAAAUCAAUUUCCAACCAAAAAUCAAACUAAUUCAUCAGAAUUACAAUUCUCAUCACUGAAACUGUUGAUUGAAUUUUUGUAAUAUUACCAAGAAAAUACAGUUAAUUUGCUCAAUAAUAAUUUUUGAUUAACCAAAUUGUUUUAUAUAAACAUGAAAUGUAUUGAUUGAUUAUCUGAAUAGUCAAUAUUUGUUAAUCAUUGAGAAAUAUUAAAACAUAAGUAGAUCAAUCAAAUCACAUGAAUUGCCAUGAAAAGUGAUUACUGCAAAUUGAUAUUAAAUUUUUACCACAAAUAUCAAGUGUGAAUCUAAAUUAAACAACGAUCCAGAAAAAAUGAGUUGAUAUAUUUAAUCAUUUUGGUUGAUUAUUUAUAAAUCGUAACCAAAAUUAUGUAUUUCAUGGUUAAAUCUAAUCCAUAGUGGGUUAAGAUGAUCCAGGAAGUAAAGUAAUCAAUGUUAGUUUAAUUAUUACUUUACACAUGAGAGCACAAAUUUAAAGCAUUGGUUGAAAUCCUUCAGAUUCACUGUAACUAAAUUAACAUGAAAAAAAAACAAGAAUUAAAAUAAGACAAUAAAUUAACUUACAUCUUUCCUCCAAUAAAGCACACAGAAAGUGAUUUAAAUCCUUGUUUUGAAAAGAAAAUGAUUAUCAACAUGAU
Molecule: messenger RNA, 4703 nt
Organism: Panonychus citri (citrus red mite)
Lineage: Eukaryota; Metazoa; Arthropoda; Arachnida; Trombidiformes; Tetranychidae
Product: Bardet-Biedl syndrome 7 protein-like
Exons: 6
Coding region: 1718-4024 (768 amino acids)
Biological process (GO): intracellular protein localization; intracellular transport; cilium assembly
Cellular component (GO): ciliary basal body; neuron projection; axoneme
Molecular function (GO): protein binding
Source: RefSeq, a predicted model, not a curated record